Molecule: messenger RNA, 5781 nt
Organism: Cataglyphis hispanica
Lineage: Eukaryota; Metazoa; Arthropoda; Insecta; Hymenoptera; Formicidae
Product: signal-induced proliferation-associated 1-like protein 1
Biological process (GO): activation of GTPase activity; regulation of small GTPase mediated signal transduction
Cellular component (GO): cytoplasm
Molecular function (GO): protein binding; GTPase activator activity
Source: RefSeq, a predicted model, not a curated record
GCAACUGCUUAGAUUAAUCGGUCGCGCAUCAUCACGCGAUGUCAAAAAAGAUAAUCCGUGGCAUUAUAGACGCGAUGACGUGCUUGACGCCGUCGCCGAAGAAGCGGAAGAGAGAAGAGAAUGAUAGCGGGGACGAGAAAAUGAAUAUGCCGCGAAAUGACAUGUUGAUUGCAGACGCUGAGGAGAAACUUGAUUCCGCGGAAAAGAAUGAAGAGAUGAUCGCGAGUUUGCCAAUCAACGGCAGCGGCAGCGGAGGGCCGGUAAGUCGCGUGGGUCGUGGAUUGGCUCUUCACAGGUCCAACUCCAGUUUGGAGCUUCCGCACAGUCCGGAUCCUGCUUCCCGGGUGCCAGAAACUCCUCUCAGGAGAGAGUAUGGAUCUCACGGGAGCAUCGACGUAGUGGCGCAGUCCAUUACAGCCGGCGAGAACUUCUUCGCUAUACUGCAGGACUUUCGACCGUCAGAGCAGCGCGGCGUCGUCGCCAGCGAUUAUCUGCGCCGUGUUCAUCAGCAGGACGGCGGCGGCCAGCCACUCGACGUCGACGAGAUCUGUCCGACUGGCGCCGGUUCCAGUCCGAAGCUACGACUGAAGCUAAACAGACUGUGGGGCGGUAAACCACCGCGGACGAUGGAGGAGACGUGCACCAGCCCGAUGGUGUCGGCCGACGUAGAGGAGCGUCAUCGGAGACGCGCGUUCGCUCACUACGACUGUCAAUCGUUGACGGCGAAUUUGGGCUACGCCGCGAAACUUCGGGGAAUUCUUUUGGCCAGGAGAAGAAACACGGCGACCGGAGCAUCCGCCGCUAGUGCUCUGAGAGCCUCCACGCCCGACGAGACUCCCGAGGAAGAUGCCGGUGAUGGAAAAGGCAACGAUCUGUUAGAGCCGUGUCCCUUCUUCCGCAACGAGAUCGGCGGCGAGGGAGAACGCGAGGUUGGCCUUACUCGUUGCUCGAAUGGCAACGGAAUUCACAGACCGCCGCUGUCCUAUGGUGUCUCCGUCUUGGAACCGCCGCCCGGAGAGACUCUAUGGAAGCACACUUGUCCGUUACAGAAACGACCCAUGCCUAUCGAGAGCGUUGACGAGGGAGCUCAUUAUUACCGACGAUAUUUCCUUGGACGAGAGCAUCAGAACUGGUUCGGUAUGGAGGAACAAUUGGGACCUGUGGCCAUCAGCAUUCGCAAAGACGUCAAUCAGUAUCGCGUGAUCGUACGUACAUCAGAGUUACUGACACUACGCGGCUCCGUGCCCGAGGAAGCUCUCGGCAUCAGGCCACAAGGCCGGCCGCCACGAGAGCUCUUGGAGUUGGUCGCGCCGGAAGUGCAGAUGGGCUGCCUGAGGCUUGGCACGCCCGCCGCUGAGGAAGCGCUGGCCAGAUUGGACGAGCAGGGAUUAUCCAGCAGGUACAAAGUCGGCGUCCUGUACUGCCGGUCCGGCCAAAGAACCGAGGAGGAGAUGUAUAACAAUCAACACGCCGGUCCAGCCUUCCUAGAAUUCUUGGACACUAUCGGCCAAAGAAUAAGACUGCGAGGAUUCGAGGGUUACAAGGCCGGACUGGAUACCAGAACCGACUCGACGGGUACGCACGCAGUAGCGGCGACGCAUCGUGGAGCGGAAGUCACCUUUCACGUGUCCACCAUGCUACCCUUCACGCCUAAUAACCGGCAACAGUUGCUGAGGAAGAGGCACAUCGGAAAUGACAUAGUCACGAUAGUUUUUCAGGAACCUGGUGCAUUACCAUUUAGUCCGCGAAGGAUACGCUCCCAAUUUCAACAUGUAUUUAUCAUUGUGCGAGCCAUAAAUCCUUGCACCGACAAUACACAGUACAGCGUGGCAGUGUCCAGGAGCAAAGAAGUACCCAUCUUCGGGCCACCUAUUCCACAGGGUGCUACGUUCGCUAAAGGAAAGACUUUUGUGGAUUUUAUUCUGGCCAAGGUCAUAAACGCCGAAAAUGCAGCUCACAGGUCUGAAAAAUUCGCCACGAUGGCCACGAGAACGAGACAAGAAUAUCUGAAGGAUCUGGCUACGAAUUAUACAACCACCACAGUUGUUGACACUGGCCAAAAAUUCUCGAUGCUCUCCUUCAGCAGCAAAAAGAAAACCACGGUACGACCGAGACUUUCCUGCGACGCAUCUCAGCGCGGCGCGAUUUGCUGGCAGGUCAUACUCGAAGAUAGUAAUCAGAACACAGAUUGUUACUUAGGUAUAAGCAUAGACACCAUCGUGCUGAUUGAAGAGCAUUCCAGGCAGAUAGUAUUUGUCGCUCCGUGCGUGAGCGUGCUCGGAUGGCAUGCUCAAACAAACAGUUUAAGAUUGUAUCAUCAUCAAGGCGAAUGCAUCACCAUACACGUACGCGGUGAUUAUGGCGAGAGGGACGAGUUAAUGGAAAUUGUGGCUCGGCUACGUGCCGUAACUCAAGGUGCACCGGCUUCGGAACUGUCGUUGAAGAGGAACAAUCUUGGACAAUUGGGCUUCCAUGUUCAACCCGACGGUGUUGUGACGCAGGUCGAAAGUAUGGGGCUGUCGUGGCAAGCGGGCCUGAGACAGGCCUCCAGGCUAGUCGAAAUUUGCAAGGUGGCCGUAUCGACCUUGAGUCACGAUCAGAUGGUCGAUUUGUUAAAGACCAGCGCCCAGGUUACCGUCACCGUAAUACCGCCAACUAAUGAUGGAAAUCCGCGAAGAGGCUGCACGUUGCAAAAUUGCCAUUAUCUGUCGAAUAAUUAUGAAGGAGAUUAUGAGAACGUGACAAGCGCAGAUAAUACGCCGAGUCAGCAAACGGCAAUGUCGCAUCAACGGCGAUACGAUCGAUCGUUCAGCCCACCGCGAUCGAGCAACAGCUCCGGGUACGGUACUGGAUCAAGCUCUAGAUCGUUCAACGAUCCGCGGUUUCCGUUGGAGGGUACAAUGACUAGCAGCAGUAGCGGACACAGUAGUACCGAUGAUCGUUGGUAUGAGCUUCUAGAACCUCAAGAUCAAGAUGGCAAUCAUCGCGCGGACGGCACACCACCUCCAUUACCAGCGCGACAAAACUAUCAAAUUGUGACACCCAGCAAGUCUGGACAGAAAAAGGACAAGUCUCAUUAUGCCAGUGCCAAACAGCUCGCGGAUAGCUCAAAACAUCGCGAACAUAAUCAUGAACACUAUACGAAAGAGAGCAAUUAUGUAUCGUCGAAAAUGAUACAAGAUAAUAAUGCGCGUCAUGAGAAUUAUCAGCGACAGCUAGACAAUGCACAUCGCGGUCAGGAACACGUGACGACGAAUUACGUGAAAUUGCAAAAAGAACGUUAUGAGAUCAAGCAAGAAAAUUUAUACGCUUCUCAGAGAGAGCUCCAUAAAAACGAUACGCAACAUCAUGGUGGCCAUCAGAAGCUAAGUGUAUCGAAUUCAUUGCCAUUGGCGCAUAAUGCUGUUUAUAGCCUACCAAAAUCAGGCAGUAACAACAAUCUCGGCAGGUAUAAUGAAUACGAACAGUCUGGCAACAAGUACGAUUACGAAACACCUACAAAAGUGGACAGAAGUUCCAAGUACGAAAUACAAGAAGAGAAAAUUGUUGAGCGACCAGCUGCCAAAUACGAGCAUGAUAUACGAGGAUGUCAUGAAAAGAGAAUUGGCUAUGAGUAUUCGGAAAAUAUUUACGAGAAGAGGAACAGCAAGUACGAUCUAGAGUUGGCUAAAUACGAGAUGGAAUGUCAGCAUGUUGGCAAUGAAAGAAAACAUAACAAUGACGGAAAUAAUGAGCACAACCGAGAAUCCACGAAAUACGAGAUGCCGCACGAUUUCAAAGUAGGCGAGAAAGUCACCUGCCUGAAGACUAGCAUAUCGGAGCGACCAGUGCACAAGGUUAACGUUGAUUACCGACAAUCAAAGGAUUUCCCGGCGAGUUUACCCCCGGAAGUUAGAAUAUCUGACGUCAAUUGUCCGGAAGUAACUGCGCUACCUAGCGAGGAUGAGCUGUCAAACGGCUCUGGCAGCGUAUCGCCCAGACUGCGACGGGCCAACAAACAUCGCGGCGGCAAUCGCACCCCGUCCAGUGGCAGCUCCAGAAAUCAAAGUCCUCGACCAAAGCCGGGCAUGAGAAACUCGCACAGAAAUUCCGCGAAUUUGACAUCCAGCACGCUACAGGAGGACCUCAUGAGACUGAUCAAUCCCGAUUAUAUCGCCGACGACAGCCAAAUAGUUAACAAUAAUCUCGUAAACAGCGUUAUGAAUCCGAAUCAAAAUUCAAAUAAAAUAAACAAUAAUAUGCUGGAGAUUCAAAACAGAUGCAGAUCAAGAGAGAAUUUGUGCGGCAAUAGCGCGUCUACCUUGAGCGUAUUGCCUGCGAAUGGACAAGAAAAUGGAAACAAUGGAUCGGAAGUGAUCCUGACGAUGGCCAGACCAGCCACAGUGAUUUCCAACGCCAGCACUGCCUCAAGCCCAGCACCAAGCGAGAAUAAAUUGUCAAAAGAAGAAAGAUUAUCGCCACGUGUUACAAAACCGCUUCAUCCAAUCUCGAAACCCCAUAGCAAUCUGACACCGAUUAAAGAUACGAAAAAUCACAACGACGCGAAUGUGGAUUGUUGGAAGAAUCAACAUGCGGAUUCCAAUAGAUCGAUGAAACAACAUCCUCAAGAAUGGUCCGAUGAUAGACUCAUCGAUGGAUGCAAUGCGAAUACGAAUUCCGUUUCGGAUUUGCAAUCUCAUCUAUCGACUCUCGAAUUAAGAAUGGUGAGAGAGACACGUUUGCGACUCUCAUUGGAGGACGAGGUGCGUCGAUUGCGCGAUGAGAAUCGACGUUUACAGGAGUCCGAAAAUCUACGACUUUCCUUGGAAGAUGAGAAUCGUCGUCUGAAGGACGAGAAUCACGCAGCUGCGCAGCAACUUCGGCGUUUCACAGAGUGGUUCUUUCAAACGAUGGAUCAUCAAUAAUCAGUAUAAGAAUAAAAUUAGGAUGUUUUAUUGUCCAAUCAAUGUUUCAAAUGUUGAAUCAUCAGAUAGCACGAUAAUCAAUAAGCUAUACUCCUUUUUUAUUUCCACUAUCAUAAAAAUUAUUUACAGAGAUCAAACUUUGCGUAUAUUCUCUUUAAUAUUCUUAAAACAUGAACUAAACGAGUUAUCUUUUCUCGAUCGUUAGAUCGAUUGCAUUUAUUUCGUCUGCAUUUUGUCGCGUUGCUCGGAUCGGGGCAUAAUUUUUGUAAGUGCAGUAUUAACUUGAACCUGGACAUGUAGAUGUUACAGAUCGAUCGGAGAUAGCCGCAAGGGAUUGCGGAUGCAUACAGUAUAAACAAAAAUAUUUUAUCAUUCGCAACUUUUCUCCCUGGGCAGUCUUUGAUAUUUUGUAUUAUAUAGAUUCGUUAGAUUUUAUUUGAUUGUAAAGUAUAUAAGUUACCAUCGUACUAUUUUCUUGACUCGAAAAUUAGUGCGUUGCAAUUAAACUAUUAUUUAGAUCAUAUUUCCCAAAACUAAUUACUGUGCAUCUGGAUUCAUCUUUAAGAGGACAGUGCACUUUAAAAUAUAUAAAUGUUUGAUUUUACGAAAACGACCAAAUGACCAAAUAUUAUUAGAAAAGCUAAGAGUUAUUACUUUAAUUCUGUAAUUUAUUAUGCCUUUUAUAUCAGUCAUCUAGAGUGUUAAUGUAGAAAUUUCGCACGUGCUAAAAUGCGAAGGACGCAAGGCGCUCACUGCGUCUGCGUUAUGAAUUCUUUCUUUUUCAUAAGUAACAUAAAACAUGAUUUCGACAUAAUGUACAAAAUGAACGUUUAUUGAAAAUCGUGAAUCGAUCAAUAAAAAGAAAUAUAUACUUCAA